CCCUUCUCCCCCGACCCCGAGCCGCGUCAAACAAAACAACCUCGUGGGAGCUCUCUCUCUCUCUCUCCUCCGCACCCGGCCUCCCCUCUCCUCCCUCCCUCCCUCCUCCCCGGUCGCCAAUUCCUGCGCCAUCAUCCACCCCCCACCCCCGCGGCCGCCGGAAUCCGCCGCAUCGGACGGCGAGCCCGCGGCGCCCCGCCCGCGAAUCCGGGCCGCCCGCGCCCAGAUCCGCCCCCAGCGGCGCCCCCGGAUGUCAUGAGCCGCCCCCAUUUGCCCAAAGACCACGCCUUUCCGCGCGCGAAUGGGUUCUUCGACGGCCGCCUCUGCGAGAUCGAGGAGGCGGACGCCGCGGCCGCCCUAGCCGCCGCCGACCAGUCCUGGUCGGGGUCCCCGUCGCAGUCCACCUCCCCGUCGUCGGCGUCGUCGCUGCCCAUGUCGUCGUGCGGCCAGUACAUGCUGCACCGGGUCGGCAAGUUCGACACCCUCGCCGGCGUCGCCAUCAAGUACGGAGUCGAGGUAGCCGACGUCAAGAGGCUGAAUAGCCUCUCCACUGACCUCCAGAUGUUUGCCCACAAGACACUACGGAUUCCGCUCCCGGGAAGGCAUCCUCAUUCGCCUUUCCAGCAGAAUGGUUCAUACGAGUGUGGUGACAGGGAAUGUACUCCACGGCGUCUUCAUGAUGAUCUAUUGGAUUCAGUUUUGCGAACACCAAGACACAAAGUCUCCCCAGCCAUGAGCCUUUUGCAGGGAUACUAUGGUCUCACACCACCUCCAAAGAGGAAUCCGACACAGGAAGGCACCGAGAUAGCAUUAUAUGGAAAAGGCAAAUCAAUUUCCUUGGUUGACGAGCCUUGGUCCGCAGAGACACCAAAUCCCAACACGUUCAUGUUUGAGCAUAGGAAACCCAGAAGCCAGACAAUAGGUUCUCUUGUGAAUGGCGAGUCUGAGGAGAAUGGAGACGGCGAAAGACCAGUAAGGAGGCGCCCGAAAGCUGACGGCGAGUUGCUACCUAGGGAGGAAAAUGGCAGUGCCUUGUUGUCACGGGCGGGGAAAGGCCUCGCAUUGAGGCCAAAGUCGGGCACUCGACCAGACAUGAACAAGAGCCAUCAGAAUCUUAUCGCGAUGUCAGAGCCUUCGUUUGACGGCGGGCUUCAAACCGUAAAGAAAUCGUCGAGCACCCCUGAGUUCCAAGAGCCAGAGAGCAGCAGCGGCUCCUCCAUAUGGUCAGCAAGCAAGUGGAGCUUGAAGCCAGACGCUUUCGCCCUCCCUCUUUUUGACAGCAUUCCAAAGCCAAUUGCUGCUUGGAAAAACAAGGCAGCCCGAGAUUAGCAGGUUUCCCCAUCUCUUGGCUGCCCACCUGAUUCUUUCGCUGAACUCUGGCUAUAUCCCAUGUAACCCCGUGGAGGAGCUUGAAGUCAUGUCGGCACCGGUCCUCCCAGCGACGAAAGCAGGGUAGGAAAGACCUCGAUGACAGCCUCUGAUUUUGCAUGGUUUGUCAUGCUAUAUAUGUUGGAGAUGAUGUGGCGGGUAGAGGCGUUACCUGUCUUCACAUAAUCUUAUAGAAGAUGACACCGAGCCUUGGGUAUUCUUUUGUACACAAUUGGAGAUAAUGUAGGAUGAAUAGGCAGGCUAUAUGUUGUAUGUGUGAUCCCAUUCCCAUACACUGAUAUAGAAAAGAUUUGUCUUAUUUCUUGAGUUUA
Molecule: messenger RNA, 1700 nt
Organism: Hordeum vulgare subsp. vulgare (domesticated barley)
Lineage: Eukaryota; Viridiplantae; Streptophyta; Magnoliopsida; Poales; Poaceae
Exons: 3
Coding region: 256-1329 (357 amino acids)
Source: RefSeq, a predicted model, not a curated record